Molecule: messenger RNA, 1089 nt
Organism: Gregarina niphandrodes
Lineage: Eukaryota; Apicomplexa; Conoidasida; Eugregarinorida; Gregarinidae
Exons: 1
Coding region: 1-1089 (362 amino acids)
Source: RefSeq, a predicted model, not a curated record
AUGCAGUGGCAAACGGUACUGACGAUGUUAAGUUUGGUGUGUGGAGUUGAGUAUGAGUGUUUAGAUGCGCCUGUUAGAGUGUGGAUCCAUCAGGAUAUGACGUCGUCGUUUAAGUGGAUUUCAAGUGACCCGUUGAGUUACAUUGAGGGUAUAUUGACGAGUCUGCAUGAUCGUAUUGAAGACUUGGAUUUUGGUCUUUCCCUUUUCUGGGAUAGGUCUGAAAGUCUUACCCGUCAGUGUUACGUGUUAGUGAAUGAGUUGGAUGGGAAGGACUUCGAGACCAAGGUGGAGGAAGCGUCGACGAUCUUAGCGGCGAAUUCGGCGUCGUCUCCUUCCGGCAACGACAGCGCGGAGGACCCGCUGUCUGCACUGCCCAUGAUCGCGAAGCACCAGUUCGGCUCCUCGACGAAAGGAGCCGUGAAUAUCUUUGUUAUCAUCACGGACAACUGGGGCAAGUACCACGGCAUGGACGGCUGCGAAGACGGACUAAAGAAAUGCGACGCAACGUUCGAAGCAGACGGCUCCGCGCUAAACACGAUGGUGGAGGACCAAGUGACAUGCAAAAAGGAUGUCUGGUAUCCAACUGUGGACCAGCUGGCACAUUCUCUGCAAGCCUACAAUGUCGUCCCCAUCACUCUCGUCGUAAAGAAGUACGUAGGGUGGUGGACCGACGUGUGGUCCAAAGAGCUAAAGCUCAAGGCAGAUCAAGGCCAGUUCGGGGUCUUCCCAAUCACCAUGGACGCCGAGGCUGUUGCCCAGACUAUUCUCGAGAGCGUCAACAGCGUCAACUGCAUCCUCAAGACUACCACUACUACUACCGCAACUCCCACAAGCGCGACCACUAGCACUCACCUACCCAUCACAAGCACCUUUGCCGAGCCGGACCAAGCGACUGACAACAAGAAAGCAAUCGCCAUUGGGGGCUCAGCGGCCGGGGCGGCGGCACUGCUGGCCGCCGCAGCUUGGUAUAAAAUUCGGAACAGUCCCCCACCGGAUCUCGACGUCGGCGAAGCGCUAGGAGACACGGCCGUGGGCCACACAGGAGACCGUGAGUCCCUCGUAGCCAUGGAAGAAGACGCCUUUGAUUAG